AUGAGGCCAUGUGAUAAGAGGUCACUCGGCAACCCAGAUCCACCAACCCCUCCUCUUUCGAAGAUCUGCACUCUGCAGAUUGAAAACGUACCAAGUGGUAUCCGUCUAAUUGGUCUGGAUGGUACCCCGUCUACUGUGUCCUCCGUUGGUGCCUGUCGAGAUCGUGUUACAUCGACAAUGGUGAACCCUCCCCCUGCUCCUCAAAACUCGGUUUUCUAA
Mesocestoides corti is the source of this 219-nucleotide messenger RNA. The record is from the annotation of a GenBank genome assembly. NCBI's taxonomy places the organism in Eukaryota, Metazoa, Platyhelminthes, Cestoda, Cyclophyllidea, Mesocestoididae.